AUGCUCCUCUUAGCGACCAAGACAACAUGGAAGAAGAUUUUCAUCUGGGCUUCGAUCCCAUGCCUUGCCCUGACAAUGUAUGCUGCCUACAAAGACCAUACCAACCACAUGGCACACGAUCGUCCGGAAUUCGUUGAAUAUCCUUACCUCAACGUCAGAAACAAGCCUUUCCCAUGGGGAGAUGGUAACCACUCAUUGUUCCACAAUCCUCGGGAGCAGUAUGUGCCCGGCGUUGGAUUCGAGGAGGAACGAAAAAAGCACUAG
This is a messenger RNA of Cooperia oncophora, 264 nucleotides long. Lineage: Eukaryota; Metazoa; Nematoda; Chromadorea; Rhabditida; Trichostrongylidae. The record is from the annotation of a GenBank genome assembly.